Molecule: messenger RNA, 3741 nt
Organism: Aethina tumida (small hive beetle)
Lineage: Eukaryota; Metazoa; Arthropoda; Insecta; Coleoptera; Nitidulidae
Gene: chn
Product: zinc finger protein Xfin
Exons: 4
Coding region: 274-2991 (905 amino acids)
Biological process (GO): regulation of transcription by RNA polymerase II
Cellular component (GO): chromosome
Molecular function (GO): chromatin insulator sequence binding
Source: RefSeq, a predicted model, not a curated record
GUGGGGUGGUCUGGGCGGGGGUAGGGAGCCCCGGACAGGCGGUAGCGGGUGCCGCAGCAUUGGGUGGGUCAGACUUCGAAGGAGUAGACAUUCCAUCCGUUUGCUCCCGUGUCCCGCAACCAAAUUGCACACGUUUUCCUAAGUUUUAAUUUAACGAUAGUGUACGUCACAGCCAGUGAGUGUAAAUGUCAUGCUUCUCAAUGUGUACUACAAAACCUUAUUUUACAUGGUAUUGGUAAAAGCCCAGCCUCCUCAGUGAGGUCGUAGACCAAUAUGGAGGUGGCCAUGCCCAUGACGGGUUCCGCCAUGGAUUGUUACGAAGAUAUGUUUAAAGAGAUAACAAGAAAACUUUACGGUGAAGAUGGUUUACCUGAACUAACCAACGACCGAUUAACAACAUCAAGUCAGGACCGUGGUUUGACGCCAAUUGACUAUGAUGUGGAUACUCCUAUUUUGAAGCCGGAAGAACACCUGACAGCAUUCGGUUUAGCAGCCCUGAUGCAAAAUGGCUUCCCCCCAACCGGAAUCUUGAAUCCGAACUUUCAAAGUCACAAAUCAUCUGUACCAAGCGGAAUAGGCAUUAAUUCAGGUUUGGAAGAUAAAUGGGUGACAAACGAUGAUACAUUGCAGUGGACUCAAUCCAAGAUUGCUACGUACAAUCCCAUACAAAAGUUAUUCAGGUGCGUUGAAUGUGAUUGUGUGGGGUACCUUCCUAGAGUGGCCGAACAUUGGUUGGGUACCCAUUCGAACUUAAGAGCAUUUCACUGUUCCCAAUGUCCCUAUGAAAGUGCUUGGGCGCGAUGUGUCAGGAUGCACUUAAGUCGACAGCACAACAUAAAUACAGAUGAAUCUUGUGAUAUUUUAACGAAAAAUAAUCCGGUACUAAAAGAAAUAAAUAACUAUUUACAAAGGCUAAAGAACAAAUUAGAGUCAAAUUGCAUAAAACAACAAAGUAACACCCAAGUUGUGGACGAAUUUCAAACGGUGAACUCCUCAAACUUGCAUUUGUCAAAUGUCCAAGGAAGUUCACCAACAACCACUGAACAAACGAAUAAUACCAACAAAAGAUACAGUUGUACGUACUGUCCUUAUGCAACUGACAGAAGAGAUCUGUUUACCAGGCACGAAAAUAUUCACAGAGAAGAAAAGCCAUUCCAGUGUUACGUUUGUCAAAAACAAUUCAACCGUGCCGACCACGUUAAGAAACAUUUCUUAAGGAUGCACAGGGAGCAUCCCUACGACCUCAACAGAAUCAGACGACAUCCACCUAAAAAUGCAUCCGGCAUGUCUUACUACCAAAAAUAUAACUCAACACAAGCAAAUCCAGCCGAAAGUCUUAACACAUUGAACUCCUUAUCCAUUCCAAAUGGAUUCAACAAUUUAACCAGAACCCAACCGACAAGCACACGAGUGACCAACGACAUAAAAACAAGCACCGGUAAAACGGGAACAAUAACUAAAAGCAACGGGAAAAAGAAGGGGGAGAAGAGAUUCACUUGUUGUUAUUGUUCCUGGUCGGGUGUUGACAACUGGUGUCUAAAAAGACACAUGAAUACGCAUUUGAAACCAUUCGUUUGUGGACUCUGCGAUUACAAAGCGGCAAGAUCGGAAAGGCUCGCCACGCAUGUCCUGAAAGUUCACAACAAGAGGGCUUGUGGUAAAUGCAGUUUUCUAGCGGAUGAUCUCACUCAACUGACCAGUCACCAACAAGAACAUCAUCCACUGGAACAAAGAAACCGUUCCAGUGGCAGUAACGUCCUUCGUACAACAAGUUUUAACAAUACGUCGUCGUCAACAAAUCAAAAUCCAACCGCUUCAAACAGUGGAGUGUGUAGUUCUAAUACAUCGACGCUGAAAUCUCAUGAUUUAAGUGCCGCCGCUGCACUGAUACAACAACACAGCAAUCGAUUUCUCCAAACUGAUUCAAAGCCAUGGAAGAGUCAUACACCGAAGCAACACGGAGCAGCAAGACUGUUUAACUACAUGGAGGCCAGUGACGGUUCCGAACCGGAAUCAGAUUCGCGGGGUGCUGACGACAUGAGUCGAAUUAACUUAAGCCAUAGGAUUCAGUCGGAUUUUCAUGAAGCGGGAGAUGUUGGUAGCCAGGUGGACGAAGAAAAUUGUGACGAAAUGGAACUUCCACUAUUCUUCUGUUCAACAUGUGGUUGCGAAUUUGAAGAUGAUAUGUCGUUGGAAACACAUCAGUUUACGCAUCGCCACAAUGCCACAUCUCCCGAUUCAAAAGAAAAUGUCGAUCCAGAUAAGAAAUACAAAUGUUGUAUAUGUGAUGCGCAUUUUGAUAAUCAAUCUGCAAUUAUGACUCAUAUGUUGGCUCACUCCAGUUUGGCGACCAAACCGAUAUACAAUAAUGUCUCUAGUAAUUCAAAAAGCCGGAGAAAGCAGAGUCGACCUAAAAAGAUUGUGUUACCGUUUUGGGAUUCAGAUGAAGUAGAAGUAUUACGACACUUAAACGGCAAACUCCGCAAAUGGAAAAGUGCCCUUUCAAAUACAAAAGGAAACUGUAGAAAGUUGGUAGAUAAAUAUAUGGCACAGCUGGUAACUAGACGUGGACUUAUUUGUAUUUACUGUAAAAACAAUGGUUUGAGUCGUUACCAUACAAGAGGUAGUCUAGCUUUACAUUAUUUUUGGAGGCAUGCUAAAAAGAGGUUCAAGUGUGAACACUGCUCCAUGCAAUUUCGACAUAGAUAUCAGUGCGUUCUACACAGUAGUCGUGUUCACACCGAUCAAAGUCAAACGUCUACAUCUGUGCCUACCAUGACAAACAAAGAACCAACCCCAUUAGUACAUACAGACUCGGCAUGUUCUUCGCAAGACACUAACCCCUAUUUCUCGAAUCCUCAAACAGUACCUGAUACUUCUGCUAAUACUCACAAGUUAGGCAUGUCUUUCUUCGAUCAUUCAUUCAUUCAUUCUCCAAACGUGUUGAACAAUCACAUGCCAAUUAUUAUUCCAACUUUUCCACCAAACUAAUCUAAAUGCGCAGUCCAAAAAUUCUAUUAACUCAAAUGUAUAUUUUUUUAAUGUGAUGUUACAACAAAUAAAUCAAAAUUGUUUCAUUAAUUCACACAAUUGCUUGUAAAACAAGUUCAGUAUCGGGGCAAAUUUUGUUAAAUGGUUUUGGUUUUCUUUCUUAGUUUCUUCCAUGUGGUCUUCCCCUAAAGAACUGGCUUCCGUUAAUUUCAUACUUGUUUUUUAAUGCAAAUGUUUAUUAAACUUAAAAAAUUGCCCUGAUAUUUUACACAUUGUAUCAAUUUUAUAUCUAUAUACAUGUUUGUCGACAAUUGUUCGUAUGGCUACCUGGUACACAUUUCGCAUUUUAUUUAUAUUUUAUGGACACUAAAAUAGAUUUUUAGAGGAAUAUAUGCCUAAGAUUAAUGUAUUGUAUCCGGAGAGAUACAAUGAAGAAGUGUCCUUCAAAAUUUUUUCUUUAUGAGCUUUUACAAUAAAUAUUUCCAAACCUAUCAAAAAAUGCCACUAAAAAGAUGGAAUACGGUGGUAUCGAUAUUUUUAUUAAAGUAUAUAGUAUAAAAAUAUUUUAGGAAAAACUUGUGUGCAAUAUAUUGUUUAUUUAUUUUUAAUUAUAUCAAAGACUGCAAUAUUGUUAUUUUAUAUGUUUUUGAUGUUAUUGUUUAGUUAAGUGUUAUUUUUUAUUAUUAUUGAUGUAACGUACUGUGUUUGUAUUAUUCAAAACAAAAUUAAAUAAACAUGAGGUAAAUUUAA